This is a messenger RNA of Pocillopora verrucosa, 1152 nucleotides long. Lineage: Eukaryota; Metazoa; Cnidaria; Anthozoa; Scleractinia; Pocilloporidae. The record is from RefSeq and is a predicted model, not a curated record.
AUGGAGAUGCUCUUUGGGGCUGGGGCCAAAAUAUAUCUUCUGGAUGAGAGCCAAGAUUCACCGCUUCACACCGCAGUUCGAACUGGAGACGAGAACUUUGUCAGAACUUUACUCCGAGUUGGUCGAUGUGAUGCAAACACCAGAGGACAUAGUUCAGGAACCGCUCUUCACAUCGCUGCUGAUAUGGACAAAGUGGCCAUAUGCAGGAUAUUGGUUGUACAACUUUGUCUGGACAGCGGGGCCAUCAUUCGGCAAACAAAGCGUCGGGUCGACGGACCGGGCGAACUUAUUACACAUUACGCUGACGUCACGGUAAAAGAUGUAGAUCUACGACCAUGUGUCAGAGUGGCUGUUGGACAUACAUCCACUAUGGAGCUGUUACUACAGAAACGAGAGGCCUACCCGCUAGUAACUGAGAAGGAAAUCACAGGCUUCACGCCAGUCUAUUACGCCGCCAAGUAUGGUCACUUUCGGAACAUUUUAUUGUUCAUGGAACGAAACAAGGCAGCUACUAGUGUGACAUCAGAUGAAAUGGAUACAGCUCUCCAUGGCGCUGCCAGAUACGGCUGGAAAGAAAUUGUCGAGGUAGUGCUGACAGGUCGCAAAACUCGCUCCACAAACUUGAAAGACAACCAAGGAAAAACAUCUCUACAGUUCGCAUGCGCAGAAGGCCAUGAUAGAGUGGUCGAGCUUUUGAUUAAGCUUGGCGCUUGUGUGGAAAAAGUAAGGGAUCACAAUGACAGAACAGCUCUACAUAUUGCAGCCAUGAGGGGCUCCAAGCGUUGUGUGCAGUGCAUUUUACAAAAUCAUCCUCAGUGCAUUAAUCUCUUCGACAAGAAUCAGAACACUGCGCUGCAUCUGACCGUCAUUCAUGGUCACACAGACAUUGUGUCAUGUUUGCUGUCGUAUUCUGAACAGCAAAUCCUCAUGAACAAGAAGAAUCACAAUGUAUUGGAUUCCACCAUAGAUGCUGAGAGGAAGAAUGUUGCACUUGCGAUAGCGAGUCACAACAGGCCAUAUUGCGCAGAUGCAGAAGCCCGUGAUAAAAAUGCCAGAGGUUGCAACACGCUUUAUGGAUCAGUGUAUGACAAAGGAAGGAAACCCAGGUACUCUGCACGAGGUAACAACAAAUCUUCGUACGCGUACGCCUGA